Arabis nemorensis is the source of this 2598-nucleotide messenger RNA. NCBI's taxonomy places the organism in Eukaryota, Viridiplantae, Streptophyta, Magnoliopsida, Brassicales, Brassicaceae. The record is from the annotation of a GenBank genome assembly.
AUGACUAGUAUUCAGCCUCUGCAACAAAAAUCAGAGUCUAGAGAUGAUGUUCGUGCCGAAUUUGAGCGAGGUUUGGAGGAAUUUAUGCGUGGGCAUUUGGAUGAAUGCAUUUCCUUUGGGUCUUGUAGUUCUGUUCAUAACCCAGAAGAUGAGGACGAUGAGGAUGAUCAGCUUGUGAGGAGGAGACGAAGGUCUGAUCUUGAAGGUGAAAAUUUGGCUGAGUCAUCGAGAAGGCGUCAAUCGCAAAUUUUAAGCCGAUGGGCUGCUAGACAGGCUCAGGAGAUGAUUACUACUAUUGAGAGGAGGAACCGUGAGUCGGAGUUGAUUGCGUUGGCUGGUUUGCAAACCGUCUCUAUGCUCGAUUCGUCUUUCCUUAGGGAGUCUCAGUCUCCGUCUUCGAGGCGUCAGGGUGUUGCUAGCGAGAGGCCUAAUACUCAAGCAUCUGGGAUUUUGCAGAUGUGGAGAGAGUUGGAAGAUGAGCAUGUGCUUAACAGGGCGCGCGAAAGGGUGAGGGAAAGAUUGAGGCAGCAAAGGAGUGUUGAGUCUAAUACUAAUUUGUCUAGCUCUAUUGCAACGGAGAGUCAGGUGAGUGAAAACAACGAGAGUUUGAGGGACUCGAGUGAGAGUGAGAAUGAUUACGGGGCUUGGUCACAUGAUCGGAAUGAGAACGGGGAUAAUAAUACGUCCAGUAGGGAACAGUCUCCUGAUCUUGGCGAUGGCGAGAGGGAGAGGGUGAGGCAUAUUGUCCGUGGAUGGAUGGAGAGUGGGAUUAAUGAUCAUUCGUCUAAUGUAAGACAGAGAGACAAUAACCGUAGAGCUGAGUGGCUGGGUGAUAAUGAACGGGAAAGAGUUAGGAUUAUAAGGGAGUGGAUGCAAAUGACAAGUCAGCAGAGAGGAGGAGCUCGUGCAACACCGAGAGAAGAUCAGAGGUCUCUUACUUCAGAAGUUGAUAGAAAUCAUGACAGUGCACAAGUUGACAGGGUCCGUGUAGGGGCAGCUGUUAACCAUGAAGAAGGGCAACCGCAGCAUGUUCGUCGAGACUUGCGGAGACUAAGAGGAAGGCAGGCGUUACUUGAUUUGCUCAUGAGGGCUGAAAGAGAGAGACAACGGGAACUUCAGGGCUUGCUGGAGCAUCGUGCAGUGUCUGAUUUUGCUCACCGUAACCGGAUUCAGUCGCUUCUUAGAGGAAGAUUCUUGCGGAACGAGAGACCUGCAGCAGAUCAAGAGAGAACUCCAUCAACGGCUGCAAGGGAACUUCUUCAGCUAAGAGAAAGACAAACUGUCUCUGGUUUGAGGGAAGGGUUCCAUAACGGAAGGGAAAGUACUGUCGGUGAAGAUAGUAGCAAUACUGAUAGCGAUAACAGCAAUAACUCCCCAAAUGCUCUAGCAAUUGCUAUCACUGCUGAGAAUUCUCAGCGUAUAACCGAGGAGAAUUCAACUUCUUCUAGACAAGGGAAUAAUAGUUCCCUUUUGCAUGAUGACUCGGGGAGGUCAGAAAGCAACCUAGCAAAUGCAGCAGAUACAGAUUUGGAAGAAGAUACCAACCAAAGAAGGGUUUGGCAGGAAGAUGUCACAGCAGAUGAGAGACUAAAUUUGCAGGAAACAACGUUGACCCAAUCUAAUGGGUGGGAAAGUGGUAACACAGCUAUAAACGGGGAUGAAACCUCGGUCAGUGACAUGCACCGAGAAGCCAUUGGAAUUACAGAUGUUGAAGAUCACACACAAGAAGGUCGUGGUGUUUGGCAUGAGGAUAGCUCUAGACAACCUGAUGGGAACUGGCCUGAAACACGUUCAGAAGCCCCAAGGAGUCGUCGUGUAGUACCGUUGAGAAGAUUAAAUAGGUUCCAUCCACCUGAGGAUGACAACGUCUACAGCAUGGAACUCAGAGAGCUCUUAAGCAGGAGAAGUGUUUCUAAUCUACUACAUAGUGGUUUCCGUGAAAGUCUGGAUCAACUGAUUCAAUCGUAUGCUGAAAGGAGAGGACAUACUCAUGUAGACUGGGAUCUGCACGGUAACCUGCAAACGGCAAUCCCAGAUUCUCUAGAACGUGACACAGACCACCAAGUAUUUCUCCAGAACGAUACCCAGCUUAAUGGCAUCAAUGGUCCGCAACUGCUUCCCACUCCACCGAUGCCACCACCCCAGCCAAUAUGGCAUCAAGAUUUGCACCACACUAGCUGGUCACGUCACUCUAUGCAUCGGUCUGAAAUUGAAUGGGAGGUAAUGAACGACCUAAGAGGAGACGUGGCGAGACUGCAGCAAGGGAUGAGCCAGAUGCAGAGGAUGCUCGAAGCCUGCAUGGAUAUGCAGUUAGAGCUGCAGCGUUCAGUUAGACAAGAGGUCUCUGCAGCCUUGAACCGAUCUGCAGGUGACCGAGGUAUGAGCCCGGAAACAUCAGAGGAUGGAUCAAGAUGGAGUCAUGUAAGUAAAGGGACUUGUUGCGUUUGCUGUGACAACCACAUUGAUGCUCUCUUGUAUAGAUGUGGGCACAUGUGUACUUGCUCAAAAUGUGCGAAUGAGCUAGUAAGGAAUGGAGGUAAAUGUCCGCUUUGUAGAGCACCGAUCAUCGAGGUAAUCCGAGCCUACUCCAUUUUAUAA